This is a messenger RNA of Monodelphis domestica (gray short-tailed opossum), 6553 nucleotides long. RefSeq names its product protein tyrosine phosphatase receptor type M (gene PTPRM). Gene Ontology annotation, cellular component: membrane. NCBI's taxonomy places the organism in Eukaryota, Metazoa, Chordata, Mammalia, Didelphimorphia, Didelphidae. Gene Ontology annotation, biological process: protein dephosphorylation. The record is from RefSeq and is a predicted model, not a curated record. Gene Ontology annotation, molecular function: protein tyrosine phosphatase activity; protein binding.
AAGUCUCCUCUAGCUUUUUUUUCAAUAUUGCUGCAGGGGAUGGGGAGCCCUAACUUUGUUGGGUUAAGCUUCUAUCCUAUAGCAAUCUGAAGUGAUAGGUUCUUUCGGCACACCGGCUUAGGGUGGGUUGCAAGCUAGGGGAUUUUUAGAACCUUCUUCCUUCUUCUCUCAGCUUGGUUUCAGGAACUGUAGAUUCCUGUGACCUAGGAGGCAUUGAACAGCUUCUCCCCAAAGCCAGCUGCAAAAAUAGAAAACGGAGGGGGAGGCAGGAAAAGGAAAAGAAGGGUGGAAAAUUCAUUUCCCCGCGCUUCUCCCGCGCGUGAGGCUCUCAGACUGCUCCAGCAACAGCUGCUUCGGCUGCUGGGAUCCCCAGACAGCCGCGCUCUAAGACGUCUCUGCUGGCUCUGUGGAAAGCGCCCUUGGAGAGAGUGGUGCGCAGCCGAGUGGAGUAGGGGAGUGUACGAGUGGGGGUUUUGAGGGGGAAGCGACUGGUGAAGUCCGGCUCUGGUCCUGCCCGGCCCGGCCCGGCCCGCACACGCCCUCUAGUGGGGCAGUCGCGGCGCCGGCGAGCCUGGGCGUGACGUGGGCUCUCUUUAGCCUGCCUGCCGGGGGCACCGCGAGUCAGUUGGGGGAGAAAUAGGCAAGCGCGGACGGAGCGGAGCCAGGGCAGCUCGGCGCGCCCGGAGAGGCGAGGGGCGCCGGGGCACAGUGGGAGCUUUUCCCUGUCUGAGUAGCAGCAGCAGCAGCAGCAGCAGCAGCAGGGUGUGGGGAAGUGCUGGAAGAGCCAAGUGCACGGCCACAGUACGGCCACGGCCGGCGCCUCUACCACGGCCAAAAUCUCGAGCGGAGGAACCAAGGGAACUGCGGGAGUAGCCGCUGGAGCAAGCUGCAAGAAGGCUUUUGGCACCCCGAGUGCCUCCACCCAACUGCCCCCGAAAGAAGAGCAAAGAAGCGAUCUGGGGGCUCUGGGGGCAGGGGGGGAGGUCUGAGGACCCUCCCUACCCCUUGCCCCAGGAGUCGUCAGCGUUCCUGACUCCUGAAACUGUUUGCACUUUUCUCUUUCUCUUCUUUUUAUCUCUCUUUAAAACAAGCCACCCCCCACGCCCCCAGUUUCAAGUCCUUCCCGUCUCUCCACGCACGGGGCAGCCUUUGGUGGGCCCGGCCCGGAGUCAGCAAAAUGGGGCGAGUUGGAACUUGGCUGGCGACUUUGGCUGGACUUUUGCUAACUGCUGGAGGAGAGACGUUCUCAGGUGGUUGCUCAUUUGAUGAGCCAUUUACCACGUGUGGAUACAGCCAAGGAAAGGAUGAUGAUUUUGAUUGGGAAUGGGUGAACACCUUGACAAAGCCUUCUGAUCCAUGGAUGCCAUCAGGCUCUUUCAUGCUGGUUAAUACAUCUGGGAGACCAGAAUUACAAAGGACCCAUCUUCUCUUACCCCAGCUUAAAGAAAAUGACACCCAUUGCAUUGACUUCCACUACUUUGUAUCCAGCAAGAGUCAUUCCCUUCCUGGGCUACUGAAUGUUUAUGUAAAAGUUAAUAAUGGUCCUUUGGGGAACCCAAUCUGGAACAUAUCUGGAGCUCCAACUGGCACCUGGAAUAGAGCAGAACUGGCAAUUAGUACCUUCUGGCCCAACUUUUAUCAGGUAAUUUUUGAAGUGGUAACUUCAGGACAUUAUGGCUACCUAGCUAUUGAUGAAGUGAAGGUGUUAGGACAUCCAUGUACCAAAACUCCACACUUCCUGAGAAUCCAGAAUGUGGAAGUCAAUGCCGGACAGUUUGCAACCUUUCAGUGCAGUGCCAUUGGUAGAACGGUUGCUGGAGACAGGCUCUGGCUUCAGGGCAUUGAUGUAAGGGAUGCACCUCUGAAAGAAAUCAAAGUGACUAGUCCACGGAGAUUUAUAGCCUCAUUCAGUGUUGUAAAUACAACCAAACAAGAUGCUGGGAACUAUCGUUGUAUGAUACGUACUGAAGGAGGUGUUGGAAUAUCAAACUAUGCAGAAUUGGUAGUUAAAGAACCACCUGUUCCCAUUGCCCCACCUCAGCUUGCCUCUGUGGGAGCAACUUACUUGUGGAUACAACUGAAUGCCAACUCCAUCAAUGGGGAUGGACCCAUUAUUGGUCGAGAGGUGGAAUACUGCACAGCAAGUGGAAGCUGGAAUGACAGGCAGCCAGUAGAUUCAACAAGUUAUAAAAUAGGGCAUCUGGAUCCUGACACUGAAUAUGAGAUUAGUGUAUUGCUCACCAGACCAGGGGAAGGAGGAACUGGAUCCCCUGGACCAGCACUAAGAACAAGGACCAAGUGUGCUGAUCCCAUGCGUGGACCUAGAAAACUCGAAGUUGUAGAGAUCAAAUCCCGGCAAAUCACAAUCCGUUGGGAACCAUUUGGCUACAAUGUCACUCGCUGCCAUAGUUAUAACCUCACUGUCCAUUACUGUUACCAAGUGGGAGGACAGGAGCAAGUUCGAGAAGAAGUAAGCUGGGACACAGAUAAUUCACAUCCCCAGCACACAAUCACCAACCUGUCACCUUAUACCAAUGUCAGUGUGAAACUCAUCCUCAUGAAUCCAGAGGGACGAAAAGAAAGCCAGGAGCUUAUUGUACAGACGGAUGAAGACCUUCCGAGUUCUGUUCCUAUCGAAUCUAUCCAAGGAAGUACUUUCGAGGAGAAGAUAUUUCUUCAGUGGAGAGAGCCAGCUCAGACUUAUGGUGUGAUCACAUUCUAUGAGAUCACCUACAAGGCAGUCAGUUCCUUUGACCCAGAAAUAGAUUUAUCCAAUCAAAGUGGAAGAGUUUCAAAGCUGGGAAAUGAAACUCAUUUCCUUUUUUUUGGACUGUAUCCGGGGACCACAUACUCCUUUACUAUCCGAGCAAGCACAGCCAAGGGCUUUGGACCUCCAGCAACAAAUCAAUUUACCACAAAAAUAUCAGCACCUUCGAUGCCAGCGUAUGAACUGGAGACACCUCUGAAUCAAACAGAUAAUACUGUGACAGUUUUGCUGAAGCCGGCCCAGAGCAGAGGUGCUCCUGUCAGUGUAUACCAAAUAGUGGUUGAAGAAGAAAGUCCUCGUAGAACUAAAAAGACGACGGAAAUAUUGAAAUGCUACCCUGUGCCUAUUCACUUCCAGAAUGCUUCCAUCCUCAACUCUCCAUAUUAUUUUGCUGCUGAGUUUCCAGCAAACAGUCUGCAAGCUGCUCAGCCCUUUACUAUUGGAGACAACCGAACUUACAAUGGCUACUGGAACUCUCCUCUUCUCCCCCACAAAAGCUACAGAAUUUAUUUUCAAGCUGCUAGUAGAGCUAAUGGGGAAACCAAGAUUGAUUGCGUCAGGGUGGCCACCAAAGCUGCGAUACUCGUGACUCAGCUUACAACACCAUACAUUCGCAUCGCCCCUGCUGCAGGCGACGACCAACUAACAGGAGCUGCCACUCCAAAACCAGCCCCAGAGCCAGAAAAACAAACCGACCACACGGUUAAGAUCGCUGGAGUCAUUGCGGGCAUUUUGCUGUUCGUUAUUAUAUUUCUGGGAGUUGUGCUAGUAAUGAAGAAAAGAAACUUUAUAGGAAGGUCCGUCGUAUGUUGUGUGGACCCUAGAGAUCCUACUGGUGAACACCAACAAGAGUCACACAGAAUGAAAAGGAAACUGGCCAAGAAACGAAAGGAGACAAUGAGCAGCACUCGACAGGAGAUGACCGUCAUGGUGAAUUCAAUGGAUAAAAGCUAUGCUGAGCAAGGAACCAACUGUGAUGAGGCUUUUUCUUUCAUGGACACACACAAUUUGAAUGGCAGAUCUGUAUCUUCACCAUCAUCUUUUACAAUGAAAACUAAUACACUGAGCACCACAGUGCCUAAUUCCUAUUACCCAGAUCCAUUUGUGCCAACUGCAAUUUUAGAUGAAACCCAUACGAUGGCCAGUGACACAAGCAGCUUGGUCCAGUCCCACACUUAUAAGAAGCGAGAGAACGCAGAUGUGCCCUACCAGACAGGACAACUUCAUCCAGCCAUCCGAGUGGCAGACUUAUUACAGCACAUCACCCAAAUGAAAUGUGCAGAAGGUUAUGGCUUCAAGGAGGAGUAUGAGAGUUUCUUUGAAGGGCAGUCUGCACCAUGGGACUCAGCUAAGAAAGAUGAGAACAGAAUGAAGAACAGAUAUGGGAAUAUCAUCGCCUAUGAUCAUUCUCGAGUGAGGCUGCAGACAUUAGAAGGAGAUACAAAUUCGGACUACAUUAAUGGAAAUUAUAUCGAUGGUUAUCACCGACCCAAUCACUAUAUUGCCACACAAGGACCAAUGCAAGAAACAAUAUAUGAUUUCUGGAGAAUGGUGUGGCAUGAAAACACAGCCAGCAUAAUCAUGGUGACCAACCUUGUGGAAGUGGGGAGGGUCAAAUGCUGCAAAUACUGGCCAGAUGACACGGAGAUAUAUAAAGACAUUAAAGUUACCCUAAUAGAAACAGAACUUCUAGCAGAAUAUGUAAUUCGAACAUUUGCCGUGGAAAAGAGAGGAGUUCAUGAAAUCCGAGAGAUUAGACAGUUUCACUUCACAGGAUGGCCAGAUCAUGGGGUGCCAUACCAUGCAACAGGAUUGCUGGGGUUUGUCCGACAGGUCAAAUCCAAGAGUCCUCCUAAUGCGGGCCCAUUGGUUGUCCAUUGCAGCGCUGGUGCUGGAAGGACUGGUUGUUUCAUUGUCAUUGACAUCAUGCUAGACAUGGCAGAAAGAGAAGGUGUAGUAGACAUUUAUAACUGUGUCAGAGAGUUACGGUCUCGGAGAGUCAACAUGGUGCAAACAGAGGAGCAGUAUGUAUUUAUCCAUGAUGCCAUCCUGGAAGCCUGUCUAUGUGGAGAUACAUCUGUUCCAGCUUCCCAGGUUAGGUCUUUAUACUAUGACAUGAAUAAGCUGGAUCCUCAGACAAACUCAAGCCAAAUAAAGGAAGAAUUCCGGACUCUAAACAUGGUGACUCCUACUUUGCGAGUGGAAGACUGCAGUAUAGCACUUCUACCCCGAAACCAUGAGAAAAACCGAUGUAUGGAUAUCCUGCCCCCAGACCGGUGCCUGCCCUUCCUUAUCACAAUCGAUGGAGAGAGCAGCAACUACAUCAAUGCAGCCCUGAUGGAUAGCUAUAAACAGCCUUCAGCUUUUAUAGUCACCCAGCAUCCUUUGCCAAACACAGUCAAAGACUUCUGGAGACUGGUCUUAGACUAUCACUGUACGUCUGUAGUCAUGCUGAAUGAUGUGGAUCCAGCUCAGCUAUGUCCCCAGUACUGGCCAGAAAAUGGAGUACACAGACAUGGCCCCAUCCAAGUAGAAUUUGUCUCUGCUGAUUUAGAAGAGGAUAUCAUCAGUCGAAUAUUCCGAAUUUAUAAUGCAUCCAGGCCCCAAGAUGGAUACCGGAUGGUACAACAGUUCCAGUUCUUGGGCUGGCCAAUGUACAGGGAUACACCAGUGUCCAAACGCUCUUUCUUGAAGCUCAUACGCCAGGUGGAAAAGUGGCAAGAAGAAUAUAAUGGUGGUGAAGGACGGACAGUCGUGCAUUGUUUGAAUGGAGGUGGCCGCAGUGGGACUUUUUGUGCAAUCAGCAUUGUUUGUGAAAUGCUCCGGCACCGGAGGGCAGUUGACGUCUUCCAUGCAGUGAAGACACUGAGGAACAAUAAGCCCAACAUGGUGGACCUUCUGGACCAGUAUAAGUUUUGCUAUGAAGUGGCUUUGGAAUACUUGAAUUCUGGCUGAUGGAGAAAGCUGCCCCGCAGACCUUCACACCCACCCGGGAACCACAAUACCCUGCAAUGUUUAUGUAUAUGAGAUGAAGACUUCUCAACAUCAUGCUUAUUUUGCUUUGUAUAAUUGGCUCUUUUUUAAGAGCCUGAGAAAGUGUUUUAUGAACUCGCCUGAACUGCCUACUAUCCUCCAUACUUCUGCUGCCUGACAAAAACACAAAACACACUCUCUGCGGUCGUCAGAUACCGUAUUCGUAAUCAUCAUCUUGAUAGAGCAGCCUAGACAUCUGGUAAAUUAAAAGAGCACAAUUAUAUUCUUAUGAAGAAAUUUGUCCCUCUGAGGUUUAAUUUUGUUGCCUGUGAUCCUUUUGUUAUUGUCACAGCUAAGUGUAUAUUUUUGUUCUGUGGAGAAUGCUGUCUGGCAUUUAUGAUAAUAUAUGAUUUUAGUUAAUAUUUGUAUUUUAACACAUGAAUAACAGAAAGUAUUUGUAGCUUACCUGAACUAACAGAUGAAGAACUCAUAACAAACCAUGCUAACUUUCUGGAAUGGUGGUUUCUUUCUGAUCAAUGAUGUUUCAAGAAGGAACAGCUCGACAGAAAUUCACUCUGAAAACAUCAAACCAGAUGACUGGGUGAAAUAGAUCCAAAGCUUUUUCAUUUGUUUAUAUUGUAAAUAUUUUUGUGAUUUCAUCAAAUUAUUUAUUCAUUAAAAGAAAUUUUUGUGAAGCACAGUGAGUGACAAUCAUUUUUAUUAAGCCCUGGAAAUGCUUUAUUUACUGUAUGAUAAUGUAAACAUUUGUUACCUUGUAUGGAUUCUCAGCUCAAUAAAUGAUGGCACAUGGCA